AUGUCGUUCUUCCGCGGCAGCAGCAGCACCGGCGGCGGCGGCGCCGCCGCCGACGUCCCCGGCGCAUGGCCGACGAGCAUCGGUGUGCCGGAGACGCUGGAGCUCCACCGCUACUGCCUCCUUGUGCCGCCGGGCUGCCGUCUUCCACGCAACUGGAAGAUCGACGCGGACGGCUACGCGACGCCGGGUCCCGGCGCGACGGAGGAGGAGCUCCGCAACCACAGCGGCGGCCGGGACAAUAUCGAAGGCCGGAAGCGGUUUUGGUGCGGGAAGGACUAUUGGGAGGUCAUGGCCACCUUCCGCCUUGCGGCGGCCGGCGAGACCCCCGACCUGACGGGCCGUAGCGGCCGUCUUCGCGCACCGCCUCCACCGCACGAUCGCCACAGACGUGGCGGCGGCCACGGUGUGCACCCGGCACCGGCGCCCGCGCCGGCCGCCCCUCCCUCGCCGCCGGGGAUAGACUUGCCGCCGGAGCAGGUCAUCCUCCGCGAGGACGGUGACCCGGAUGACACACCGGGGUACCACGUGGCCGUACGGGCAUCGGAGGCUGCAGCGGCGGCGGCGGAGGCGAUGGAGGCCGCCGAGAUUGCGGCCGCAAUCCAGGCGGCCGAGGCGGCGCAGCAGGCGGCGAUGGCAGCGCCGGAGUGGCAGCAGGUGCCGCCGGAGUGGCAGCAGGAGUGGGAGCAGGCGCCGGCGGAGUGGCAGCAGGCUCCGGCGGAGGAGGAGGAUUCCGACGACGAUCCGGUGGACUGGGACGACCUCGCCAACCGGUCCAGCAGCGACGAUGACGGCGGCGACGGCCCGGCUGUGAUUGAUCUCGUUGAUAGCGACAAUGAGUAG
Molecule: messenger RNA, 840 nt
Organism: Triticum turgidum subsp. durum (durum wheat)
Lineage: Eukaryota; Viridiplantae; Streptophyta; Magnoliopsida; Poales; Poaceae
Source: the annotation of a GenBank genome assembly